Symbiodinium sp. CCMP2592 is the source of this 873-nucleotide messenger RNA. Lineage: Eukaryota; Dinophyceae; Suessiales; Symbiodiniaceae. The record is from the annotation of a GenBank genome assembly.
AUGGCCCCAGAAGUCUGUGGUGCCUCAGCUUCGGGACAUCAAGGCCAAGACCCCCCCCCCCAAAAUCCGAAGGUGUCGUGCCAUCCAGCGCCACCGAAGCUUUGCUCCGAGGCCUCCGCCUUUCUGCAGCGCAGGCAGGCGCAGCAGAGGCUCCUGUUUGGCCUAUGGGUCCGACAUCACGGGGAGGGCAGGCGCCGUAGACACCACGCAGAGGCUUUGCACCGUCGGUCGUCGGAGCUUCGGGCGAGCCAGGCCAUACAGCGGUGGAUGGCUCGAGGCCGGCGCAGGGCCGGAACUGCGCGGGUGGUUGAGAUCCUGGCACGUGCCGACCGCCGCUGGCUCACUGAAGAGGAUUGGAUGCGCCGGGCCUUGUCAGACAGCGGUCUUCAAGCCAUGUUCUACCGUUUUGCCGAGGCUCUGGACCAGCACCGAUCUCGCCGAGAGUCCUCGCAGGGUGGAAGCUUGCUGCUCCGUGGCAGCUUUCAGUCGGUGGUGGGCUUCGUCUGGGCACGCCAGCAGCUGUCGGUGGUGCUCGGGAGGUUGCGGGGCUACCACCAGCCCUGGUUCCUGGGGUUUUGGGCCGCGGGACCCUGGCCUUUGCUGGCACCCUCGGACCCGUAUUUCCUGCAGGCCGAGAUCCGCCUUCGUGUGAUGAUCUCAAAGCUGGAGGCCGAGCGAGCACAGGAGUAUGUGCCAUCUGCCUUUCGUAUGAUGCGAAGCGACAGCGAGGCAAACACGCCGAUGCAGCAGCGCCAGCUGUUGUGGCAGGCCCUGGCCGACCUGCUCGUCGUUCAUCACCCAGGUUGGCCGAGCCAGCCGCCUCGGCGCGAAGCAGCCGAGCCCAUGACUCCCGUGAAAGGCCACGAGGGCUGA